AUGGACGACUUGCCUGGGUCCGAGUCCGGGUCCGAAUACCAGGACGACUCCUCGCUGCAGCAAUCUGACAAUGAGUCAACCAGGUCGGACUUGGCUUCUGAUCCCGUGUCGGAGUACGAGGACGAUCCAGCAUCGGAAGUUUCAGACGAAGAAAUGGUGGACGUGUCCGACAAUGGGCCCGAGCCCGAGCUUCCUGGACUGCAAGACCUUGAACCGCCCCAGAGGGAGUCGGAAGUGACAGAGAUCGAGGCCGAGAUACAGCAGAUUGACGCCAGUCUUCGGAGUCCUCAGACACUGGACAAGGACGCAUACGACGAGGACGAUCUCUUCCAUGGCAACUUACACCCCCCGGAGUUCUAUCGUGAGGGCAUCCAAGUCUUGAACGAAGAUGAUUUCGCACGCAAGCAAUACAAGCCAUCCACUAUGUACGCAAUCAAUGCCUGCGAACGUCAGUGGAAACAGUUUUGUGAGACGAUUCUGCAGCAGAAGGACUGGAAGGGUUGUCUGCGGCGCAUCGACUUCGCGGUGCUCCAACACUUCCUCAAGUGGCACCUAAACCAGCGCACCGGCAAGAAUGGGCAAAAGAAAGCCACCAAUCAAGGCCAGAAUGUCAUUGACCGUCUUCUGGCUCUGGCGAGGUUGGGAAGGCGUUUGAAACAUAACCUGCGCGAGAAUCGUCCUAUGACCACUGACGAUCUUCGGCGCCAAAUCGAGACAACCCUGCGUACUACCGAGAAAGCUUUCAAGCUGGGAGAGAUACGCGUCCUUGCGGUUCUCUAUCUUCUCAUGCUAGCUCCGGCGGGCUCACGCCCCGGUGCUAUUCUCGCGCUCAAGUUCAAACACUUGGAGGUCCUUCUCGUCCGCUCUCCUGCUGAUCCAGAUGGUCAGCUCCUGGUUGUAAUCAGAAUGAGCCUGGAACAUACGAAGGAAUACAUGGGACAAAAGGCCACGAACCACUUCGUUUUCACAGAGGACCUGGGUGACUCUAGUUUGUUCCUCAGUCCGCACGUGUUUCUGCUGGCAAUCUUGUUCCGGCACAAGGCUUUCAAAUCUGCCAGCUUGAACGAAAGCCCACACACGCUAGGCUCUUUGCGAGUCGCCGAUGGGGAGAGACGGACCAAGCUUGCUCUGAGGCCGGACUUUGCCGAGAAAUUUGUCUUCAGAAAAGCUGUGCAGACCGCCGCAGGCUUCGAGGUUGGCGAGGAUCCCAUUGCUGGGACGAUGGUGGCCAAAAUCGUCUCGAAGAUCGGACUAUUGGCAGGUUUCCAGAACAGCACUAUUUCUUAUAGUCUUCGUUAUAUAGCUGGCAACAAUCUCGAUCAACACGUUGACGUCAGCAACUCCCUUCGCAACCUUGUCAUGGGUCAUGCUCCGAACUCCAGUGUCUUCCAGGCCCAUUACCUCGGCAGAAAUGUUCCUAUUGAUGUCUUGGCGAUUGCACGAAAUCUGGAACCCCAGAAACAGCUCAUGCAGCAGUUGAGCAGCCAUGGGCAUUCCGUGAGCAAGCGACGGCCAACCAAACUGACCAAAGAACAAGUCGAUUCGCUGAAGGAUGACCCCGACUUUCCUAUGAGAUCCAAGAAGUACCGCGAGAUUGCCAGUAAAUGCAAAUCCUGCCUGGACCGCUUGCGAAGGCUGAAGCUCGCAGAAGUGCGAGAGCAGUGGGACAAUGACCAAGGCGUUGAGGACAUCGAGCGGCAGCUCCAAGGCAAGGGCUCCGCUCCCAAGACAGCCGACCCUGGCUCGACUGUCAACCCUGAACCAGAUCUCCAUGCGAAUCCAGUACAACAAAAGAUGCUGGAAGCAUUGGCAGUGCCACCUGUGAAGGAGCUACAGGCACAGCUGCUCCGCCGGGCCGACGCCAUCGCCGCAAUCGUGGCCUACUGCCAGGAAGAAGACUCUUCUAAUACGAAAGUCCUGGACGCCAGACGACCGCCUCGGCCCUCCGAGCUUAGCCUCCCCUUCGCGCCAAAAGAGAGCAUAACCCUGAUCAAAAACUCGAUGCUCGUGUCUAUGGCUGGUAGCAGCGGCGUGCUCAGGUGCUAUAUUUGUGUUGCUAAGGCAGAGCGUCUGGGGCCGAACCAUGGAAUGUUCGACGUGUUGUGCCGAGUGUUUUCACACAAGUACAAGUUGGCAUAUCAUUUCACCCACACACACCUGAGCUGUCUACAGCCAAAGGACAUCUUUGAGUGUCCCAUCUGCAAGGCAUUCAGUUUUAAAUCUCAAUAA
Cryphonectria parasitica EP155 is the source of this 2229-nucleotide messenger RNA. RefSeq lists its product as uncharacterized. The record is from RefSeq and is a predicted model, not a curated record. Lineage: Eukaryota; Fungi; Ascomycota; Sordariomycetes; Diaporthales; Cryphonectriaceae. The coding region runs from base 1 to 2229 and encodes 742 amino acids. The transcript has 7 exons.